Rhinopithecus roxellana (golden snub-nosed monkey) is the source of this 886-nucleotide messenger RNA. RefSeq names its product MKRN2 opposite strand (gene MKRN2OS). NCBI's taxonomy places the organism in Eukaryota, Metazoa, Chordata, Mammalia, Primates, Cercopithecidae. Bases 1 to 672 code for a protein of 223 amino acids. The record is from RefSeq and is a predicted model, not a curated record. The transcript is spliced from 4 exons.
AUGCACUGCGCAGAGGCUGGGAAGGCUUUAAUUAAAUUCAACCACUGUGAGAAAUACAUCUACAGCUUCAGUGUGCCCCAGUGCUGCCCUCUCUGCCAGCAGGACCUGGGCUCGAGGAAGCUGGAGGACGCACCUGUUAGCAUCGCUAAUCCAUUUACUAAUGGACAUCAAGAAAAAUGUUCAUUCCACCUCAGACCAACUCAGGGAACAUUUCUUAGGGAGUAUGAUGGAAGGUCUGAUCUUCAUGUUGGAAUAACUAACACAAAUGGGGUUGUGUAUAAUUACAGUGCACAUGGUGUCCAGCGAGAUGGAGCAGGGUGGGAACAGAGCAUAAGCAUCCCAUUACUGCAGCCCCACAUGUAUGGAAUGAUGGAGCAAUGGGACAAGUACCUGGAAGACUUCUCCACCUCGGGGACCUGGCUGCCUCACAGGUACGAAGAAGACCACCACAACUGCUACACUUACACACUCACGUUCAUUAACUGCGUUCUGAUGGCAGAAGGUAGACAGCAACUGGACAAGAGUGAAUUUACGGAGAAGUACGUAGUCCCGCGGACAAGGCUGGCAUCCAAGUUCAUUACACUCUACCGGGCGAUACAGGAGCAUGGCUUCUAUGUCACUGACUGUCCCCAGCACGAGGCACAACCCCCUGAGGGUGGCGGUUUGUGCUGAGAGCUAUGUUAAGUGCAGCCCGGGCGUUGGGGUAAGGUGGUUGCUACCUUUAAUCAGUACUAUGGAUUUCUAAAUGCAUUUAACUGUGGUUAAUAAAAACGUGUAUGGGCCAGGUGUGGUGGCUCACGCCUGUAAUCCCAGCACUUUGGGAGGCUGAGGGAGGUGGGUCACCUGAGGUCGGGAGAUCGAGACCAGUGUGACCAACAUGGAGAAA